GACGACUCCUGUUAUAAAAGUCACAAACCGUCCGAUUUGGAGACACAUUUUGGUCCCGAUCCAUUUUGACACUAUCUACUCCUGACAAAACCUGGUUUACUAAACAGGACAAAAUGGGGAAAAUGUCAGCGACUAUAGUGUUAAUAGUGAUUUUCGCUGUCAUUAUUACUUUUGCACAUGGUUUACCCAAAGAUCUUUACCAGUACAAAUUAAAGAGCUUAGGAGACAUCAAAAGUCCAAGUGACAACUGGAACUAUAGAAGCAUUGACAACAUUGGCGGGGAUAAUAUGCUAAGCUAUAGAGGCAUUGACAGAAUUGGAGGCAACAGCUUAUUAGCCUCUAGAGGAUUAGAUUCUAUUGGCGGCAAUUUUCUAGCUGCAAGAUCUAUAGAUGAUAUUGGUGGUGGUGGUAUUCUAGCUGCAAGAUCCAUGGAUGGUAUUGGAGGUGGUGGCAUUCUAGCUUCAAGAUCCAUGGAUGGUAUUGGAGGUGGUGGUAUUCUAGCUGCAAGAUCUAUGGAUGGUAUUGGGGGUGGUGGGAUUCUAGCUUCAAGAUCCAUGGAUGGUAUUGGUGGUGGUGGGCUUCUAACUGCAAGAUCUAUGGAUGGUAUUGGUGGGGGAGGGCUUCUGGCUUCAAGAAGAUUAGAUUCAAUUGGUGGAGGUCUUUUAGGUACAAGAUCAAUGGAUGGUAUUGGAGGUGGAGGGCUUUUGGCUUCAAGAUCCAUGGAUAAUAUUGGAGGUGGUGGUAUUCUAAGAUCUAUAGAUGGUAUUGGUGGGGGAUUAUUGAAUGCUAGACGUUUAGAUAAAAUUGGAGGCGGUUGGCUUCAUUUGAGAGGCUUGGAUGGUAUUGGAGGUGACAACUUAUUGGCCGAAAGGCGACUGGAUAGAAUCGGGGGUGGCUUUUUGCAUUCGAGAAAUUUGGACGGGAUUGGAGGUAGCAGUAUUUUGGCUGAGAGAUCUAUUGACAAUAUUGGAGGUGGUUUAUUGGAAGCGUGAAAAUAAAUAAUAAAUAAUGUAAAUUUAAAUAA
Messenger RNA from Ceutorhynchus assimilis (cabbage seed weevil), 1024 nucleotides. Lineage: Eukaryota; Metazoa; Arthropoda; Insecta; Coleoptera; Curculionidae. The record is from the annotation of a GenBank genome assembly.